Dictyostelium discoideum AX4 is the source of this 951-nucleotide messenger RNA. RefSeq lists its product as hypothetical. The record is from RefSeq and is a predicted model, not a curated record. NCBI's taxonomy places the organism in Eukaryota, Evosea, Eumycetozoa, Dictyosteliales, Dictyosteliaceae. The transcript is spliced from 2 exons. Bases 1 to 951 code for a protein of 316 amino acids.
AUGAAAAUUGAAAAUCAUUCAAAAAGAAUAAUAGCUUUUUCUCUAUUGUUAUUUUUGGCUACCCAAAUAAAUUUAGCUAAAACUUGUAAAACUUGUAAUGAAAAUAAAAAAAACUGUGAAGAUUAUAGGAUUUUAGAUGAUUUAGUGCACCAAAUUAACAGAAUAGAAAUAAUUAUUUCAUCUCAAUCUCCAACAAAUGAAGGAGUUACAAAUAUUGAAGGCUUCAUUCCAUUGGUUACACCAUUGGCUGAGAAUGCUUAUGAAUUGAAUUCAGUAUUUAAAACUUUACAAUCUUUAUUUUCAAGAUAUUCUGAUGAUAAUGAUGAUGGUGGUGGUGGUAUAGGUAGAAAACAACUCAAUUUAGAUAGUAUCUUUAUAUUUUAUCAAAUUCAGUCGUACUUUUAUACAGAUAGAUCUGAAACUUUUAAAAUUUUUAGAAAUACUUUACAACAAAUUGAAAUUAAUAUUUCAAAUCAAUGGGAUAUCAUUAAUGAAAUGUCAAAUUCUCUAAAUUCAAAUUUAAAUUUCUCAACACUUAGAAGGCAAUUAUUAACAAGAUCUAUUGAACUAUUUGGAAGAAUUUUACAGUCAUUAGGUAAUAUAGUUGGUAUUAUUUCAAAUAUUUUAACCAUUCAGAGAAUGUCUACAGUAACAACAACGACAACUACUACAACUACAACUACAACCACAACAACACCAACACCACCGAACCAAUCAUCUCUUGAGUCAUUAUUAGGCUUGAUUUAUAAUAAUAAUAAUAAUAAUAAUCCAACAACACCAGGUUCACAAUAUUCAAUCCAAAAUAAUACUUUUUAUAAUAAUAAUAAUAAUAAUAAUAAUAAUAAUAAUAAUAAUAAUAAUAAUAAUAAUAAUAAUAAUAAUAAUAAUAAUAAUAAUAAUAGUAGUAAUAAUAAUAGUAGUAAUAACAAUAAUAGUAAUAAUAAUAAUUAA